AUGAUGGAUAUUGCUUCUCAAUUGAUUUUACGUUGGCAUCGCUUUGCUGCAGAAGAAAUUGAUGUUUGUGAUAAUUUUACCCGAUUAACAUUCGACACAAUUGCACUUUGUGGAUUCGAUUACCGAUUUAACAGUUUUUAUCGUAACGAAAUGCAUCAAUUUGUUGUUGCGAUGGGCAGUGUCCUUACCGAAGGUAAUAGACGUUCUCAACGACUUCCGUUACAAAAUACACUCAUGGUUAGAGCUGCAAAACAGUAUCAAGAUAAUAUUGCUUAUAUGCACAAGCUAUGUGAUGAAAUUGUACAAUACAGACGCAUGUAUCCAAAUGAUACUAAUGAUUUGCUUAAUCGAAUGAUUAACGGAAAAGAUCAAGAAACUGGCCUUCAACUAUCGGAUGAAAAUAUUCGUUAUCAAAUGGUCACAUUUCUGAUUGCUGGUCAUGAAACAACUUCUGGAAUGCUUUCACUCGCGUUUUAUUACCUUCUCAAGAAUCCGCAUGCCUUCCAAAAAGCACAAGCAGAAGCUGAUCAAUUUGACGAAAUCACCGUUGAUAUCCUGCCAAGAUUGAAAUAUAUUGAUGCUAUUCUCAAAGAAACACUUCGACUGCAACCUAUAGUAUCAUUUUUUUCCGUACAAUCGAAAGCAGACAAAGAGAUCCUACCUGGUGGCUAUGAAAUCCACAAAGACGAUCGAAUUUCAGUCCUGGUGCGUCAAUUACACCGUGAUACAAAAGUUUGGGAUCGCCCAGAAGAUUUUCUACCCGAACGAAUGCUCAACGGAGGUUUUGAAAAUUUGCCACCAAAUGCCUGGAAACCUUUUGGAAACGGUCAACGUAGCUGUCUUGGUCGACCAUUUGCCAUGCAAGAAAGUGUUAUUGUCAUCGCACUCAUUCUUAAACAUUUCAAUCUUGAAUUUGUUGAUCCUUCUUAUGAUCUUCGUAUUAAACAGAUGGGAACGAUUAAACCUGCUGGAUUUAAAAUACGAGCUCGACCACGUCAGCAAGUCAAAAUUCCACUAGGUAUUAGCAUCAAGAAACAAGAAGAGAUGACACCUGCUCAAAUACCGGCCGUCGAGGCAAAUCAAUUUCAACCGUUAUCCAUUCUUUUCGGCAGCAAUUCCGGUUCAUGUGAAUCAUUUGCCAGAACUUUGGCCUCUGAAGCACCUACCCAUGGAUUCAAUGCGACAAUUGCAACUCUUGACUCAGUCGUUGGAGCGAUUCCCUGCGAUCGGCCGGUGAUCAUAGUGACUUCCUCGUAUGAAGGUCAACCGUGCAGUAAUGCAAAACAAUUCGUAGCAUACCUUCAAUCGAAACCGGAGCUCAAGGUCAACUAUGCUGUGUUCGGAGCUGGCCAUCAUGAUUGGGUUAACACGUACCAAAAGAUUCCAAUUUAUAUUGAUGAAACGCUUGAAAAAGUUGGUGGUACGCGUAUUGUCGAUCGUGGAAUCGGUGAUGCUGCUGGUGAUUUCUUUGGUGCAUUUGAAGCUUGGAAAGAUAAUCUUUUUCAAGUAUUACGCAAAAUGAAUGGAUUACAAGGUGUUAUUAGUCAAGAAAAGCUUUCUAUCGAAAUUGUUAAUUCGACAAGAAGUCUUGGACAAAUAACAGAUGUCGGCAUUGUAAUAGAAAACAGAUUACUUGUUGAAGCAAGUGAACUUGGGCCUGCAAAGCGACAUAUCGAAAUUGAGCUGCCAAAAGGGCAAACAUAUCGUGCAGGAGAUUAUCUUGCUGUAUUGCCAACUAAUCCACCGGAAAUUGUUCGUCAAAUUCUUAAACGUUUCAAAUUAUCUAUUGAUACUAAUAUUAAAAUCACGUCGUCUACAGAAACAUUUCUUCCAACUGGUUAUCCCGUGAGCGCAUACACAAUUCUCUGGGGUUAUGUCGAACUGAGUCAACCAAUCAGUCGAAAGCAAGUGGAAACACUUGCUGCACUAUGUAAAGAUGAAAAUGAACAAACACAACUUCAAAGUCUCGGUGGUGAUGCAUAUGAAAAAGAGAUUCUUGAUAAGCGUCUUAGCAUACUUGAUAUUCUCGAACAAUAUCCGUCAUGUGAUCUUUCAUUUUCACAAUAUCUUCGAAUGGUGCCAUCACUUCGUGUGCGUCAAUAUAGUAUCUCGUCUUCGCCUCUGUGGAAUUUCGAAUCGGUGACACUUAGUAUCGACGUACUCACUGCUCCGGCAUUGAGUGGACUGGGUCAGCACUGGGGUGUUGCCUCCAAUUAUCUUGCCAAUCUGAAACCAGGCGAUCGUCUCAGUUGCAGUGUCCGAGCAAGUGAUUCGAACUUUCAUUUACCUACUGAUACAAAGGUUCCAGUAGUGAUGUUUGCUGCUGGCAGUGGAAUCGCCCCAUUUCGUGGCUUCAUUCAAGAACGAGCAGCACAGAUGGUGUGUGGCAGACAAGUUGGUCCUACUAUUCUCUACUACGGAUGUCGAUCAGAAAAAGAUUUCUUAUACGCCGAUGAAAUUGAUAAAUGGUCAAAAAUUGGUGCAAUUCAGGUGAAACAUGUCUUUUCACGUGGAUCAAAGGAUGGCAAAAAAUACGUUCAAGAUUUAGUUUGGGAAGAUCGGAAAGAUAUUCGCAAAUUGUUUUCCGAAGGUGCACGACUUUACACUUGUGGAAGUGCAACGAAGCUUGCUGGAUCAUUGAAAACUUGCUUUAUUAAGAUUAUUGCAGAGCAUCGUCAAUGUGAUGAGUCCGAGGCAGCAACGAUUUUAGCAACGGUUGAUGCUACCAGAUACAGUGUCGAUGUCUUUGCAUAA
Messenger RNA from Rotaria sordida, 2754 nucleotides. NCBI's taxonomy places the organism in Eukaryota, Metazoa, Rotifera, Eurotatoria, Philodinida, Philodinidae. The record is from the annotation of a GenBank genome assembly.